Molecule: messenger RNA, 4246 nt
Organism: Rhagoletis zephyria (snowberry fruit fly)
Lineage: Eukaryota; Metazoa; Arthropoda; Insecta; Diptera; Tephritidae
Gene: prom
Product: prominin
Cellular component (GO): membrane
Source: RefSeq, a predicted model, not a curated record
AUGGAUCUCCAUAACUUUAGCAACAACAUGCAUAGCAACAUAACACUGCCACCCGCAACAACAACACCAGCAACAUCUACAUAUUUUACAUACAGCAUACCGGGCAUGGAUAUCACACCGGGUCCGGUCGCUUUUACCUAUGUCAGUGAAUUUUUAUCACUUAUCACACCAGCGGAACUGCCACUCGAUUUGGUGCGUCAGUUUUUGCAUACGAACCUCACGCUGAUCGACUUUACCAAAGAUGCGAUCAAAAUCGAGUCCGGCUUCUUGGCCAUCAUGAGCAUCUUUGCCAUACUGGCGCUUGUGCCGCUCAUCUCCACCUGCGCUUGGUGUUGCGGACGACGCGCCGAUCAGGACGAAGCCGAAUUCAUACGCAAUGCACCUGUGAACAUACAUGACGAAUCGCUACAACAGGCGUUGAAUUGUCGAAAGAGUGCGUCCGUGGUGACACUCUGGAUAACAUUCAUACUCUUGGCGUUGAGCGAUUUUUGCAUAUUUUAUGCGAAUAGCCGUCUAGCCGCCAAUGUUGAAAUGACGCCCGAAAUGGUCAAGUCGACUGUGCACGACAUGGAAGUAUUUCUCAAAGACACACACCUACAAAUCAAACAUAAGUUGGAUAAUGGUUUUCAUGUAGCUGUCGAAAAAGUUGUCAAAGAUUUGCAAGACGUCGAUGUUCUCCUUGGGGAGCCUAUCCAAGCGGAAAUUUCAGCACACACUGGCAUUGAGCUGGCAUAUGAUUCAUUGGCGACCAUCAGCUUGGCCAACGCCGAGUUGAUCUACCGCGUACUAAUGCUGCAGGAGACAGUGGGGCGUGCGUUGAAAAUCUCACAAGAGGCCGCCGCACGCAUGGAGGAACUACAAAUACAAUUGUCCGUGUUGCAACGUCAGUGCACUUACCGCGACCGGCCGCUCUGCGACACGUUGCGGAUACGAAGUUUUGAAGAGAAUGGCAUUAUUGAUGCACUCAAGACGCUGCAAGAGGACCAGACAAUCUUUCGCAUGCGUUACUUGGGCGAAAUUGAAUUUGGUGCAACUGUCAAAAAUUUGACAUCUGAAGUUGGUGUGUCACGUUCAAUUUUCAGUAAUUUCCCGCAACAAGUUAAGCACGACACGGCAUACGAACGGAACUAUACCCUCGAGCAGCUGGAAAGCAUACGUCAUCGCACCAAAGCCAACGCACAAAUGCUUACCUCCACGAUAAAUGCGUUGCUCGAACGGCUACAAGGCGUUUGGCCCACACUCGAGCACAGUUACGCGGAAUUGCAGAGUUGGUCUAACUCUUAUUGGACAGCAGGUUGGGUGGCUGCCCUCGUUAUCGGCUGGGUGCUGCUCUUCGGUCUCAUGUCCUACUGUUGCUUCCUCUGCGAGUCGAACGUCAAGGCUGGCGUGGUGCUGCUGAUUUCCGUACUGAUUAUCUGUUUGGGCAGUAUUUGUAUUACCUUCUAUGGUGUGCUGACACUGGCUAUUGGCGGAAAUACAGAAGUCUUCCUCUGUCGUUCGCUAUACGAUGAGGCGGCGGCUGGAAAUGGUGGCGCUGUUGGUGUUGCUGGUAAUUGGGGUAACAAUGCUGGCGAUGUGUCAGAUACAUCUACUUAUCACUUGUUGGGUAAGUUAUUCGAUAAACCAGGUUAUGUGUACGCGCAUGAACCACAGACGGGCAUCAUCGGCGAGCUGCUACGGCCGGAAGGUGUAAAUCGUUCGAUUGUGAAUGUUAGCCUCGCAACGGCGCUCAGAGGUUGUGAACAAAACCAAGCAUCGUACAAUGUCUUCCAACUGGAUGCAUUCGUUAAUACCACACAAAUUGCCGAUUUAAAGCAAUUCCCAAAAGUGACCACAGCCAUUGAUGCAAUCACCGUAUCCGAACGUACUAUGCUCUCGCUGACGCAGACCAUACAGAAUAUACUGGAGAAUAUGCUACACACUUCAUCCUUCAAUCUGUCCACAUAUCGGGUGAGCAUUGGUGCACCGACGCCUGAAAAGGACUUGGCUACGUUCAUCGAUCAAAUGCAAAGGGUGGCACUGCAGAUUCAAGACGUGGCCACCUCGUCUCGUAUGACUACGCUCGGCAGUCGUUCAAAGCGUUUACAGGCAUCAAUCCUACAGCCACUCGAACAGUUACAAAACGAGAUACUCUACCAUCUAACCGCAUUGGAGUUGCAACGCGAUCCCUGGGCCAAGCAGGUCAAUCAAACACUCAAUCACCUGCGAAACGUACAGGGUUAUUUAGAGAAGACAGCGGGGGAAAUUUGUAGCAAUCAAACGCGCGUUUAUACGGAAAGAUUGAAAGCCUAUCUGACGAACAGCAAAGCGACAAUGUCCUCGCAAUUGGGCGACACCACCGCCAAAUGUCGUCCAUUCUUCGAUAUCUUUGACGCGAAUCGCAUCUUCCUCUGUCGCAACAUUGUCGACUACAUCAACGCAUUGUGGUUCUUCAUUUUCAUUACUUUAUUGCUCUGGUCGGUUGGUACACCCAUUGGACUGAAUCUCAUUACGAUACAGCGUCGUUUAAAUCGUUUGCGACGCGCACAAAAACGCGCCGCCGAACGUUCGGAUAGUCGCAGCCGGCGUAGAGAGCGCGCUACUAGUUCAGCUACACGUGAGCCGCGCAGUGCAAGUAGCGCAAGUCGGCCUCCACUCCGCCGUACUGCUACCGAAGAGACGCUGGACAUAGCUACUGAAGAGUCACCGCCACCACCAAGACGUGAACAACGUGAUAUGCGUAGUCGUGAUCGCGAGCGUGAACGUGAGCGGGAAGUGAGCCGUGCGCGGGAUAGUGCAGCGGCCAGUACGCCAGCAGGUAGUCGAGCGCAAUUACGCCGCACUGGCACAGAUGCAGAGGAUAAUUGGGGUUCGUCGAGUGCAAGUCGUGCCACAUCGAUGGAACGCGAGGCCAGUCAGCCUAGAAUGUACACGAGUAGCAGUAGCGCUCAGCAGCAGCAACAACAACAGCGGGGUGCUAAGUCGAGACCGCAACUCCGCAAACAAGGAACAGAAGAAUUUGAUUUGGAGGCGGAGGAUAAUUGGCAGCCAGCCCAAACAGCGAGCAGUAGCGCUGCUACACGAUCGGAGUCACGCGCUGGCGUACGACGCGAGCAGCGAGAGCAACCGGCUUAUACACACAGCAAUGGACGCAAUAAACCGAAAUUACGUCGCUCCGACCGUGAGCAAUAUGAUCGACCCUCUCGUCGCUCCAUGACACCCGUCUUGCAAGCCAGUCCCGAUGCACAGCCAGCCAAACCAAUGCCACGUACACCGACGCGUCUGCGCCAUCGCGUGACAUUAACAACACGCGCCGUUGCCAAUUUAAUGCGUGCCGGUAAUCCGCGCCAUAAGAGGCUCCAACGCAGCGGCACCGAAGAUUUUGAGAUCGAAGAAAGCGAUACCUAUGGUGCGCCGGCGCAAGACUCAGCUGCGGUCGCUGCCGCGCGUCGUACACCGCCACGCACUGCUCCGCCCCCACCACCACCGCCCGGCAUGAUGAACAGGUAUGGCAGCGUGCGCAGUGUACGUUGGAAUGCCGAGGAGGAUAUGGUCUUCGAAGAUGUCGAUUCGCCAAACCCAAUCUAUAUGAAUCAUCAGCAUAUGCGUUAAGAAGGUUGUGGCAGCGUUUGCUCGAAAGCUGUUCCACCUGCCUGGGUUACAAUUUAUUUGCCGUCACUGUAUGCACGAUAAUGCGUUCUUUUUUCGCUCGCGCGUUUAAUCGACGAUUUUUUUUCUACAAAAACAUCUAUAAAUUUCGUAUGCGUUUUUUUCGAUUCAAUUUUAUAGGUUUAAGAAAAAGUACAUAUUGCAUCUUUAGUAUUAAAACAAAAAAAACAGGUUAAGUAAAUUUGCAAAUAGUUUUGAGUAAGUCGUCUUCGGAAUAAAUUACUAUGUACUCUAAGCGAUUUAAAUUAAAGAGCAAUCAUUUCUUUUAAUCCCUGCAUAUUGUUUUCGAUAAAUCAGAAGAGCAAAUUAUUAAAUUUCGAAUGCAUCUUUUAGGCGCGUAUAACAUCGUAAAUCGUGUCAAAUAUUUCCCUACUCUUAUCAGGUAUCUUUUAACUAAUUUUCUAUUUUUGUAUAAUUUUGAAAAUAAAAAUUUCAGUUAUUUUAAUGUUAUAACCCUUAAACAGUAUAUCCCAAAAAAAUGUACACUGCUUUUAUUAAAAAACUUAAAUUUAUUAGUAAGUAGAUGGUAAACCCUUUCAGAAUUCCGAGCUUGAACGUCAGAAAAAAAGUAAUUUAACAUUAGUAUUUUUUUCUUUCA